Messenger RNA from Podarcis muralis (Common wall lizard), 1008 nucleotides. It is a transcript of the gene PIGP, whose product is annotated as phosphatidylinositol glycan anchor biosynthesis class P. NCBI's taxonomy places the organism in Eukaryota, Metazoa, Chordata, Lepidosauria, Squamata, Lacertidae. Gene Ontology annotation, biological process: GPI anchor biosynthetic process. Gene Ontology annotation, cellular component: endoplasmic reticulum. Gene Ontology annotation, molecular function: phosphatidylinositol N-acetylglucosaminyltransferase activity. The record is from RefSeq and is a predicted model, not a curated record.
AUUAGCUGUGAUUCCCUAAGCGGGCUCAGAAUGGCGCCGCUGCCUCCCUUUGGCAUAUCUAUAGGGAGCCCGCACCCCUUUACAUCGGAAGGGAGAGCCGAAAGAUGGUUCAAAUUGCGGACCAGGAAGGCUAAGAGGGGCUGCGGCGCAGUUGUGCGAAGGGUUGUGGAGCAUCUCUAAUGUCUCCUGGCUCAAGUUGUGGGCUGACUCACACGCUCGGCCAACUUCCGGCUGAAUUUGGCGAGUUUCCAUCUGACGGGUUCGCUAAGGGGGGGAAGCAGCAAGCUGGGACUGCGCCGGAGUCAAUGGGACCAUCGACGCCUGCAGUCGGUUGAAAUGAUGGAUUUGGGUGGGUGGAUUUCUGCGAGGGCAGUUUAACGAGACAGUUGCAAUCCUAGAUAAAUAGAAGACAGCAACAUGGUUGAAAACUCACCGGCCCCAUUGCCAGAAAGAGCUAUAUAUGGCUUUGUUCUGUAUUUAGGAUCCCAGUUCCUAUUUAUGCUGUACCUUGUCUGGGCCUAUAUACCUGAAUCCUGGCUGUUCUCAUGGGGGUUAACAUACUGGCCUCAAAAGUUCUGGGCUGUCGCUUUGCCUGUCUACCUUUUAGUUAGCGUGGGAAUAGCCUAUGUACUCCUCUUUGGUAUUAACAUGAUCAGUACUGCUCCACUGAAUUCCACACACACCAUUACAGACCACUACGCAAAAAAUCAGAAAUGGAAAAAACCACAAGAAGAUGCUAUCCCUGCAUUAAGAGAUAUUCCUAUCAGUGAAGUAAACAAAAUGUUUUUCUUGUCUGACACAGAAGACUGCCCUAGACACUAACUGAAGAAAAAGCAUUUUUUUAUAAAUAAAUAAAAUAACCAAACUUAUUCAUAUGGGAAAGAUUUAUGAAUUCCUGAGUUGAGGAGGCUGCUUGGUAAUGAAGUGCUAAAAUGCUUGACUUCAGUGAGAUUAUGUGAAAGUGCCUCAAAAAUAUGGAUGCAGUACUAAUAAAGCAUCUUUCAAGGA